AUGGGCGCCUAUGUGCUGCCGAACAUGCUGGCGAGCAUGUCGCUAGCACAGUACUAUGCUGGUACGGUACUAAUUUACAAGCUGCAGCAUACAGUUAACCAACAGCUGCGCACUGCCAUUGGCAAGCAUCGCGCAGUACGGUUGCAGGCGAUCAAGCACCUUUACCUACAGCUAGACCACUGCGUACAGCUGAUGACGCGCUCGUACGAAGUGGCGAUCGUGACGAACGUGUUCCUCGCCAUCAAUGUCACCAGUUUGCUGCUGCUGGAGAUCUACCAGUACUUGCAGGCCAACGAACUUCAAACGAACUCCAUCUACAUCGUGAGCAACGUUAUGUGGCUAGCUUUGUACAUCUGUCUACUUCUUAUGGUGCUUUACCCGUGCGAUAUGAUUAAACGUGAGCAAAUGCGCUUUGGCACUAUUUUAUUCGAAUUGUCUCACAGCGGCAAAGCAGCGACGGUUGGUGAGGAUCAGGUAUUAGGACAGAAAGGAGUUACCCCGGAGAGGGGAAGAUUGUAG
Molecule: messenger RNA, 519 nt
Organism: Anopheles arabiensis
Lineage: Eukaryota; Metazoa; Arthropoda; Insecta; Diptera; Culicidae
Product: putative gustatory receptor 59f
Exons: 2
Coding region: 1-519 (172 amino acids)
Biological process (GO): sensory perception of taste
Cellular component (GO): membrane
Source: RefSeq, a predicted model, not a curated record